UUCCUGUUACUUCAAGAACUUUGCAACCAGUUAUAUUGGCUAUACCUCUGAAAGGACAGCACCACAGUUUUGAAAUCAAAGUUAGAGUUACGCGAAGCUUGACUUUCUGUGGAGCACCUGAAGGCAGCUCCAUGGCUCCGCCCCUCUGCCAGACAUGCACGUUACAGUAGUCUCUCAUUUUCUCACCCGUCUCUGUUUAUAUUUCCCUCCAAACCAAGUGAUUUACUUCAGGUGAAUUUUCAGCUCACAGGAGGACAAACAGGACGACAUUAUCACCUCCACUUUUAUCCGCUGGACUCUCUUAAAGGUUUAAAGAGAUGUCAUCUGUUUGGCAUCAGGAGCCGUCAUGUUAUUCGCCCUGUGUAGAAAUCGACUCCAGCUCCGUGAGGACCAAAGAGCGCCUCAGCUCUCCUGCUUGGCUAAAGCAGGAGCAAGACGACCUUCGUAUCAUUAAGUGGGAGAAUUUUCAAACGGGAGCAUCAGCAGAUGCUGUUCAGGACAACACACCCAGCAGUGCCAUGUCUGCUGCUUCCCAAGUAGAGGGUCUUCCCCCGAGGGUGCUGCUGACCAUCACCAAGCUGCAGUGCAUGCUGGAGAGCAAACAAGAACGCAUCGGUGCUCUCGAGAGGCAGGUGGAGGAUUUGAUGCAGGACCGCAAGUUCCUGAGGAGCCAGAUUGAAAACCUCACAAGUAACCGCUCCAUGCCAGCGUUUGCUGCCCCCAGUCCUGUGACUGAAACUCCCAAGCUGAGCAGAGUGCAGCAUUCAGAAAAUAAAUCUCGAAAGAGAGAAAGAGCUUCUUCUAGUUCCUCCACCAGCAGCGACAGCGGCUCUGAGGCAUCCGACUCAUCGGAAGUGUCUGCAGCAUCUAGUGAACACAGACGCAAGAAACACCACAAGGAUAAGAAAAGAUCAAAGAAAGGGAGGGACUACAGCAGGAAACGAGCCACCGGAGUCCAGUACGUCAUUCACCGCUACAAACAAGUCCUGUCCGCUUUCAUCAAGAAGAAAAGCAUGAGCGAAGCGUUCCGCCAUCUUGGAAUCGACCGGAACACCAUCGCCAACACGGCAUCAAUUGCCGAGCUCCACCUGGCGGGUAAAGACAUGGUCUCAUUGGUUGGCAAUUUUCGCCAAGGGGAAGAGACUCUGGUGAGCUACGCCCAAAGGUGCACUUUGGUCAUUGACAGCGACACUGACCUGUCCAGGAAAAUAGACCAGAUGAAAGCCAACGGCGAGCUUCUGCCCAUCUCGGGGAAAAGGUCAAGGUUGUUGCAUUCUCACCUGCCGCAGCUAGGUGGUCCUGCAGAGAGCAUUUUAAUAGGUUGAUGGUUGGUGUGAUAAUAUAUUGAGAUGGUGCAUAAUGCCUUCACAAAAUUCUGUUCUUUGUUUGUUUGUGUGUUUGUUUCAGUCUGAACUGCUGGAUUUGAAUGACUUGCACAGCAUUGUUUUUUCCCCAUUUCUUUAUGCUUGAUGCCUCAAUGGCUCAGGAAUGUUUUUAAUAUUCUCAUUUAUAAUGAAAAAUGUCGGCAACUGCUUUUUAUUGAUGCAAAUAUUUUUUCCUUAUGCAUGUAGUAAUGGAAACGGCCACAAGAUGGCAGUGCUCACAUGCUAAAUUAUGUUUACAGCUUAUAUCCCUUGUCAUUUACUUCAAAAUGGUGGCUGGUUAAUUUCCAUUUUCAAGCCUUUUAAAGAUGUAAAAAAUAUGUUUCAUUAUGUAGAGUUUCAUAUACUACAAGUGAUAUAAAAACUGCCUUUAAAGAAGGAAUUAAAACACUACAGAUUUCACUUAAGUUAUGUUUCUGUUCAUGUCUAAAGAAGUUUGUACCAAGAAGCUCUGACUCCUAUUGUACAUGAUGUUUCAUAGAGGUAUUAAAUCUGUAUUUGCAGGGAGGCAGAAUUAUCUAAACCCAGUUAAAAUAAUGAACCUGACAUAAUCUCAUCAACUGAAAUGCAGCUGGACGUUUUCAAGGUGUUUUCUCGCUCUUGAGGAAUGGGCCGAGCCAGUUUUGUACACAGAUGGGUAAGACAUCCUUGGCCAAUCUUAAGUGUCAGUGUAAAGUGUUGCCAUUGCCUUUCCUGCUGUUUGCUUUUCACAUGGAGUGACAAAUUACUUGUGCAAAGCCAUUACAGGGGCUGCACCCAGGCUGUUUAUCUUUGCAUUGGACUCUGUCACUGUCACUCCCAUUCUCACGCCCGCUAUCUGCUUAUCGUUCACAUCCCUCCUCCCUCCCAGCGUCCUCCCUCUUCUGUUAUGCACAGAUUCAGUCAUUUCCCAUUAUGUGUUGCUGCCUCCAUCUCUUUUUAUCCUUUUCUUUAUGUCUUUUUAUCCCCAUCCAAAGGUUGGACAGCACAGGGAUAUUUCAUGGCAGUGGAGGCAAUCGCGAGCGACCUGAAGUUUCUCUCAGGCUGUGUACAGCCAGAAGGGACAGGUGCAUGCUGGUCUGCUCAGACGCAUAAGGUGGAAAAGGGUGGGUGUAUCUCCUGCCAGCACUCUUCUCUUCCCACCUCCUGAGGCAUGCCAAUGUCACUUCUGCUCUCUCUCAUCACUGAGAUGAGGUGUAAAGGCAGCUUUUCUGCAGAGAGCGAGUAAGGUGCACGAUGUUGUUGAGGUAGAUGACUAUAUCUUUUUUGCCUCCACAGUUGAUCAGCACAUUUCUAAAAAAAGCAAAAAACAGGCCGCAUCAUGCAGCAGCUAAUGCUGCAGAAUGGCAACUGUGAAUUUGGUGCUAAUGACUCGGGGUGACAGAGCUCAGAGCAGAAGAUGGAAAUACGAUGUGGGACUAAUCGAGCCUGAAGCAUUCUCCAUUCCUCCCCCGGCUCUUUGACUCACACUCAUGUGAGGCCAGCUGGGACUCCAUUUUGUGCCUUUUUCUGGUUGCAGGUGCCACGUCACUGCGGAGGCUCCAAGUGCCUGAUGGGUACAAAUUUAAACCCCCGCCUCCUCCCCUGUCCACCUCCAAUAAUCCUGACCUUGACAAAAAGAGCAUCUGGACGUUCUGACAGAGAGUAGCUUGUAAUAACCACCAAUCACAGUCUUAAUGGUGCAAGUAAAAUGUGUUUGAACUGGCGAGUUCAAAUGGGCCGGGGUUAUGUUUUGUUGUUAUAAUGGUGGGGUGUUUCAGAACUGCUGCAUAAUAAAUGCCUCAGACAUGUUAUAUAAAGGAUUACGAGGCUUGUAAUGGAGCUAAAGCACUCAGACGGGUGAAAAUAGGGUUUGAAAACAGCGAGUUUAAUAUCAGUAUCAUAAUUACUGAGAUUAUUGUGAGAUGUUGAGUAACGUAUUGUGCCGGGCCUAUUGUUUGAAGGUCUCAACAGAUUUUAAAUGAUGUGCUAUGAUAAUCUGAUGAAAAUGAGUACCAGCUUGUGCAUAACACCCAGUUCAUGGGUCUUGCAUGUAAAGACUAGUUUUCUCUGUUUGCACCACUUUUAACUUUUGCCAUUGAGACCCUGUUAUGUUUUUAUAAUCCACUCUGUCAUAAGAACAAACAAAAUAUAUCUUGUAUUUAUAUUGAAAGAAAAACCCUAGCAGAUAAACUUUAUUUAAAACCA
Molecule: messenger RNA, 3548 nt
Organism: Oreochromis aureus
Lineage: Eukaryota; Metazoa; Chordata; Actinopteri; Cichliformes; Cichlidae
Product: coiled-coil domain-containing protein 106-like
Exons: 5
Coding region: 318-1325 (335 amino acids)
Cellular component (GO): nucleoplasm
Source: RefSeq, a predicted model, not a curated record